Messenger RNA from Pygocentrus nattereri (red-bellied piranha), 3145 nucleotides. RefSeq names its product arrestin, beta 1 (gene arrb1). Bases 429 to 1685 code for a protein of 418 amino acids. The transcript is spliced from 17 exons. Gene Ontology annotation, molecular function: G protein-coupled receptor binding. Gene Ontology annotation, biological process: signal transduction; visual perception; G protein-coupled receptor internalization. The record is from RefSeq and is a predicted model, not a curated record. NCBI's taxonomy places the organism in Eukaryota, Metazoa, Chordata, Actinopteri, Characiformes, Serrasalmidae.
AGAAGAGACAAAGAGUGAGGGAGAGAGUACGUGUGUGCAUGUGACAGAGGGAGAGAGCGGAAGAGAGUGUGGGAGGGAGAUGGAGAUGUAGCGAAGGGCAGCAGCAGCAGCUCUUCCUCACAGUGUGCCUCACUCAAAAGCUCAGGAUUUAGAAUGCAGGCUUGUUUUUUUCCCCCAACAGAAUUUAUCUGAGGAAUGCUGUAGCUCUAACUGAAGAGGGACGGAGUGGGACGUGUCCAAGUAGAAGAGUAGGGGGGAGUCAUCUGCUUUUGCUUCAUUUUUGGGGAGGGGGCCUCUUUUGACAGGCAAAAAAGCAGAGGAGAUGCUGCUGUAAUCACAUUCAGCUGGACAGCGUUCAAACUGCAGGGAGGACAUCUACAUGACAGAGGCUUUGAAAGCAGAGAAUCCGCCACAUAAGAAUCUUCAUCAUGGGUGAUAAAGGCACGAGGGUUUUUAAGAAGGCCAGUCCAAAUGGAAAGCUCACUGUGUAUCUUGGUAAGAGGGACUUUGUUGACCAUGUGGACCUCGUGGAGCCUGUUGAUGGUGUGGUUUUGAUUGAUCCAGAGUACUUAAAGGAGAGAAAAGUUUUUGUAACGCUGACAUGUGCCUUCCGCUAUGGGCGGGAGGACUUAGAUGUUCUUGGCUUGACAUUUCGAAAGGACCUCUUUGUGGCCAAUAUACAGGCAUUCCCUCCUGUGCCUGAGGAGAAGAAAAGCCUCACACGUUUACAAGAGCGGCUGAUUAAAAAGCUUGGAGAGCAUGCUUAUCCCUUCACCUUUGAGAUACCUCCUAAUUUACCCUGUUCGGUGACAUUGCAACCUGGGCCUGAAGACACUGGAAAGGCCUGUGGGGUGGACUUUGAAGUCAAAGCUUUCUGUGCUGAAAAUGUUGAAGAGAAAAUUCACAAAAGGAACUCAGUGCGUCUCAUCAUCAGAAAAGUGCAGUAUGCUCCGGAGAAGCCAGGUCCACAGCCAAUGGCAGAGACAACAAGACAGUUCUUGAUGUCGGACAAGCCUCUACACCUGGAGGCCUCGCUGGACAAAGAGAUUUACUACCAUGGUGAGCCAAUUAGUGUAAACGUCCACGUCACAAACAACACAAACAAGACUGUGAAGAAAAUGAAGAUUUCAGUGCGUCAGUAUGCUGAUAUUUGUCUCUUCAACACUGCUCAGUACAAGUGCCCAGUAGCGACAGAGGAAUCAGAUGACAUUGUGGCUCCAAGUGCAACAUUCUGUAAGGUAUAUACUCUCACCCCCUUCCUUGCCAACAACCGAGAGAAGCGUGGCUUAGCCCUAGAUGGAAAGCUCAAACAUGAAGACACGAAUUUAGCCUCAAGUACAUUGUUAAGAGAGGGAGCCAAUAAGGAAAUUCUUGGUAUUAUUGUGUCCUAUAAAGUCAAAGUGAAACUGGUGGUGUCUCGUGGUGGGCUUCUGGGAGAUCUCGCCUCCAGUGAUGUCGCAGUAGAGCUGCCCUUCACGCUAAUGCACCCUAAACCGGUAGAGGAAUCCAUCUACAAGGAUGUUCCAGAAAAUGAUGCACCCAUUGACACAAACUUGAUUGAGUUUGACACAAAUGAUGAUGACAUCAUCUUCGAGGACUUUGCGCGACAGCGACUCAUCGGGGCAAAAGAUGACAAAGACGAGGAUGAAGAGGGUACAGAUUCACCUAAGCUGAACGAUAGAUAGACAAAGAAGACAAAUGUUCUACUGUAUCACAGCAUUAGAAAUGGAAUGAGAACCCCUUGGAGAAAAAAAAUCUGGAAGUUUGGGACACCCUUUAACACACUCACUGUGGUGCAGUUGUUGUGGUCCUGUUUACAUAUGUCUUCUCCAUCCUGAAAGGGUGUAAAAAAAAAUGUGUUGAAAAACAUGACCUCGUUGUCAAACUAUUUAGCGGUGAGAUUUUGGUUCACUGGCCACCUACAGCGUGCCUAUGAUGUUUUGAGGGUUUUUCAUGGUAAGAGGAAUAGCUUUUCAUCAUGUUUAAAUGAACUUCAAUGGUAGCAUGCCUUUGUUGUUAGUUUGUUUUACAUGUUCUUCUUUCCAUUAGAAUGAAAAGAAAUUUUAGAGACCAUAACUUUGUUAUAAGUACAUAUGUUCUAAACACUGUGUAAAGAAACAGAAGUGUUAAUAUGAACACUGGCAAAUUAGUGUCUUUUGAUGGACAGUCUUGCAGUGAUUAGUGAACAAAGACAUUUAAGUAUGAAACAGUUAAAACUGCUGGAGACUGAAAUCAAUUUCUCCAUCAAUAUUGUAGGUUACUGCCCAGAUUCAACCUCAAAACCUCUCAAACUAACAUAAAUCAAUGGUUUUGUUAUUCUUAUCGGUACUCACAAAGUCAAGGCCUUGUAAUGAUGCGGGUUGUCUCUUUUCUUUUUUCUUAGAACCAGUUGAUGGCUCCUAGACACGAGCUGCUAUUAAAACAGCAGCACUGUAAAAUGUUACUGCUGUCUUAUUGGAAUAUCAGUCAUGUGUUGAAAUUAGUGCUAAACUAGUACAGUAGUAUUUUGUUUUUAAAAGUAGAGCAAACAUAGCUACAUAACUUCUUGCUGAAUAUUUGUUACUGGCCCCCUGGUGGUCAUCAGAAAAGAAUAUCUUAUGUUUGACCCAAACACUGUUUAAAGGGUGUGUUUUCCUCAGGCAACCAUGAGGCAUCACUUUACAUGUCCACAUAACAUUGAUUACCAUUAUUUGAAAACCUCCGUAGUAGCAGUUUCUCUAUGGGCACUUCUUUUGCAUCAAAAUCAAAUUCUCACUGAAAUCAUUAUUGUGUUCUUUUCUUCUCAUUAACUAUGUGCAUUGUAAAGACAAACCACUCAAAUCAUAUUACUUGUGACAGUAUUUCACUAGAUCAGCUUUCUUUAUGAAUGAGGCCUUGAUUUACUGCAUGAAACAUGUCAAUACUUUCUAUGUUUUCAAAACUAUUAUUAUUUUGUAACAUGAAGACUGAUAUUCCAUUGUUUGAUAUUGUCCAGUGACCUGAAACCUGGAAGGUUACAGGACUACACGUUACAUACAGACCUAAUUUAAUACAAAAUGAGAUGGCAAAACAUGUAAAUGGAUAAAGUGUUCAUAAUAUGAAGAUAAAGUACACUAUAUAUUAAAUAUACUUUAUGUUGGAUAUAUUAAAGUGUGUCUUCUUGAAA